UCUUUUGUGCAUGUAUUGUGCUAGAUGGAGAGUAGGAUCUCUGUAGAAUUGCCAUGGGGUUCGACGAGAGCAACAGAUAACUGAAGGCACUCAUUUAGUAGGAUCCUUUAUGGGCAGUGAUUCUGCACUUUACACGCCUCUGCUGUGCGUGUAGUAAGGGUACAGAAUGGUCCUUACAGCUCCACCUACUGCCACAGGAUGCAGCAUCAUCCUCAGCACUGAGAUCCAGGGGCAGAUGGUCCUUGCAUAGAGAUCUAGCUGGAAUCUUACAUUUUUAUUUAGAUAUAGAUGCAGCUAAUGAAACAUUAGAAGCCACAAUUCUUCGUAAUGAGAUGAUUAGUAGCAGCGAAGCAGCUUACACUGUGUUGCAAAGUAGGAUAUAGCAAUGGAGGCACAUAUGCGGCCACUCAAUUGUGAAUGUGGUGUAUAGCCUUUAUACUAUGUCAUCGGAUAGUCUGCAGAGGACAUGAUGAAGACCCCCUGCAACUUCAUGGAUGACAACACAAAGGGCCCAGACUUUUAAGUGCAGUAUUGACAUUGGAUGACACACCACGGCCAACAGUCUUGAAAGUUCACAGGUGCGCCUCUUGAUUAUAGUGACUACAGACAUCUUGCUGAAUUAAAUAAAGUAAUCAACAGGGAUUUACUGACCGAAAAAAAUUAUCUAUGAUGGCAAGGCUUCGUAGGAAGGCAUGCAUCGCUCUUUUUCUCUUUACUUUAUUUAUUUUUGGCACAAUGAUGGGCUUGAGAACGUUAAAGCCUUCUGAUGGAUUUUCUGACUUGGCCCCUGGCCUGGAGCUUAUUCCCUUUGCUGAACAGCCUGAAAAACGUUCUGCAUCUAGUGAAGUUAUUUCCCAUCCCCAGGGAACUGUAUACACACAAGACCACACUAAUGUAUACAAUGACCUUCACAUUUUCUACUAUAUGUGGUAUGGCAACCCCAAAUUUGAUGGAAAUUAUAUUCACUGGGACCAUGUUAUGGUACCUCAUUGGGACCCAAAGAUAUCUGCAAGUUACCCAAAGGGCAGGCACAGCCCCCCAGAAGACAUUGGCUCUAGCUUCUACCCAGAGUUAGGGCCCUACAGCUCCAAAGAUCCUGUGGUUUUGGAAGAACAUAUGAGGCAGCUAAGAGCAGCAGCUAUAGGGGUGCUUGUACUGUCUUGGUAUCCUCCUGGCACAGCUGAUGAAAAUGGAGAAGCUGUGGAAGACUUGGUUCCCCUUAUUUUGGAGGCUGCCCUCAAGCAUAACAUUAAGGUGGCUUUUCACAUACAGCCCUACAAAGGGCGAGAUGAUCGUACUCUGCAUGAUAACAUUAAGUACAUCAUUGACAACUUUGGAUCUCAUCCUGCAUUUUACAGAUAUAAAACCAGUACCAGUAAAAGCCUACCACUUUUCUAUAUUUAUGACUCAUACUUGACUCCACCAGAGUCUUGGGCCAACCUCUUGACACUUACUGGUUCCCACACUAUACGUAACACACCGUAUGAUGCAGUCUUCAUUGGUCUUUUGGUGGAGGAAGGACACAAACAUGACAUACUCACUGGUGGAUAUGAUGGAAUUUACACAUAUUUUGCCUCAAAUGGGUUCUCUUAUGGAUCUUCCCACCAGAACUGGAAAUCCAUCAAGAGCUUCUGUGACACAAACAAUCUCAUGUUUAUACCAAGUGUUGGACCAGGCUACAUAGAUACCAGCAUUCGGCCAUGGAACAACCACAACACCAGGAACAGAGUCAAUGGGAAAUAUUUCGAGACUGCACUUCAGGCCGCUCUCACGGUUCGGCCAGAGAUAGUGUCUAUAACCUCCUUUAAUGAGUGGCAUGAAGGGACCCAAAUUGAGAAGGCAAUGCCAAAAAAAACAGCAACUCGUCUCUAUUUAGACUAUGUGCCCCACCAGCCUGACUUAUACUUGGUUCUCACAAGAAAGUGGGCAGAACAUUUUAAUAAGGAGAAAGAGCAGUGGCUGAUGUAAAUGUGCAAUAUCUCUUCACACUCUACAGGUGUGAACAAACAAAACAGUUCAUUAACAAGAAGUUAAUGUUCUUUGGAAACUAAAUAACGCAACGACGAUUUGAUAAAGACUCCACUAAUCACAGGAGAUCCUAGCAUAAGGUGUUCCAAAGAUGUACGUCAUCUCGUGCUAACACAAGCUAUAAACAUAAAUGAUGCACUAUCAAGCCUUUAUUCCUUGCAGGUUUUUAGCCUGCAAUUAUUUUCCACAUGGCAAACUGGUGGAAAUUAUACAGUUUUUACAAAGUGAUAAUUUGAUAUCUGAGGUGACUUUUACUGCAUCCAAAAACGAGUUUACAAACCAUACAUCAUUUUAAAUGUUUUCUUUUAUAACUCCUAAUCAAGGGACAACAGAACAAAGAUGUUUGCAAAGGGAUUUCAAAUAAAAUGAUAUCAAAACUUUUUUAAUGCUUUAAAGAAAGCAAAGUGCAUGCAGUUGUUUUACAUGAAACCCCUUUCAGUUUAAGCCUUUAUGUUAUACUCAGAGCUGAUCUCCAAAACUACUUUAAUAUGUUCCUUAAUGGAGUUUUUCUGGGGUAUAGAUUAAACCUUCAAUAACAAGUGAGUGGGAUCUAUGCUGUAAAGUUAACUUUGUUUGACACCUUUCAAUCUUUUUGUAACAUUAAAAAAUAAACUUUGAAAACUA
Molecule: messenger RNA, 2652 nt
Organism: Xenopus laevis (African clawed frog)
Lineage: Eukaryota; Metazoa; Chordata; Amphibia; Anura; Pipidae
Gene: maneal.L
Product: mannosidase, endo-alpha-like L homeolog
Exons: 6
Coding region: 667-1968 (433 amino acids)
Cellular component (GO): Golgi membrane
Molecular function (GO): alpha-mannosidase activity; hydrolase activity, acting on glycosyl bonds
Source: RefSeq, a predicted model, not a curated record